This is a messenger RNA of Symbiodinium natans, 594 nucleotides long. Lineage: Eukaryota; Dinophyceae; Suessiales; Symbiodiniaceae. The record is from the annotation of a GenBank genome assembly.
AUGCCGAACAAGAUCGGGGGAAAGUUCCUGUUUGAUUUUGGGGCAUCAUUUUAUUUUUCAAUAUUUUGCCCAGUGUCCUUGUCAGGAUCCCUGGCAUUGAAGGAAACACACACACACACACACACACAUCCUUCGAUUUCGGUUCUUCUGCCUGCGUAUAGACAGGGGUAUAUACCGCCAGACCGCGUGCAGCAGAGAACUGUUUUGGUGAGAUCCAGGAGGGGAGGGGCCGGGGUCCAGGGGAACAACGUCAUCUUGACUCUGCUGGGCCCGAGAACCCGAGAACGAAACUGCAUGUCCUUGCUUGGGGGAGACCGCGGGCCAUGUCAUGCAGGUGCAAAGUCAGUGUACGGAUACAAGCCCCUGAUCGCGGCCAAGCCUGUCUUGACGCCGAACAUCGCGGACGGCAACAUGUAUCUCGCGGCAAAAGACGACAUUCUUUCCCAAGUGUGGAAGGCUGUCGAGACGACCUCUGGCAGGCUGCGCCUGACGUGGGAGAUCGUGCUGCAGGACAGCCAGCUGGCACCAAGGUCGUUGCUGCUGAUGAACACGAAGCAAAUAAACAUUCCUGGCCAAGGGCACGUCCAGCUCUGA